Chelonoidis abingdonii (Abingdon island giant tortoise) is the source of this 2000-nucleotide messenger RNA. It is a transcript of the gene TBX1, whose product is annotated as T-box transcription factor 1. Gene Ontology annotation, molecular function: RNA polymerase II cis-regulatory region sequence-specific DNA binding; DNA-binding transcription factor activity, RNA polymerase II-specific. Gene Ontology annotation, biological process: positive regulation of DNA-templated transcription; cell fate specification; regulation of transcription by RNA polymerase II. The record is from RefSeq and is a predicted model, not a curated record. Gene Ontology annotation, cellular component: chromatin; nucleus. Lineage: Eukaryota; Metazoa; Chordata; Testudines; Testudinidae.
GGGGGGGGCAGCCGGCCGGGGAACUUCACUGACAGCACUCCGGGCCCUGUGCCACUCGCUGCGGCUUCGCUGUCCCCUCUGCGCCCGGGAGAGGCAGGCGGCCCGUUCUCAAGUCCUAGCCCCUCGCAGGAGCAGGAGUAUAUAGCCAGUGGGGCUGCAGGGGCAGGCGUGAGGCAAGACCCCAGCCUCCGCCGGCGGGGUUUAACUCCGGGUGCUCCCUGCUUAGGAUAAUGGGGACGCAAAUGUCCCGCCACUCUCUAGCCCAGGGGGAAGCAUCCCAAUAAACAGGGCAACCGCCCGGGUCCGGGGCUCAGACCCGAAGCAGCUGCAGCGAAUGCUGACCCUCUGUGAGCGGUGUCUCGCCGCCGAGCACGCAGGGAAGGAAGCGCUGGAGGAGCCCAGCUGUGGCCUCAGCAAGCACUUCAGCCCCGGCUCCCACCCGCAGAGGAUGCAUUUCAGCACCGUCACCAGAGACAUGGAAGCCAUCUCCAGCCCCUGGCUCACCCAGCUGUCCCAUUUUUGCGAUGUUGCAGCUUUCACGGCCAACAGCCUGAGCAGCCUGAACGCCUCCGGCGGCUACCACCUCUCCCCUUCCCCGGGGGACCCCUACGGGCAGCCCGAGCCGCCGCACUACGAGCCCUGCUCGGCCCAGCAGCACCCGCACCAGCACGGCUACCGGUUCGGGGGCGGCCCGGGCUCGGGCCCCAACCCGCUGCAGCCCGGCCCGGAGCCACCCGAGAGCGGCGGCGGCGCGGCUGCUUCGGGCUGCUCAGCUGCGCCGGCGGCCAAAGCGCCUGUCAAGAAGAACCCCAAGGUGGCCAAUGUGAGCGUGCAGCUGGAGAUGAAGGCACUGUGGGACGAGUUCAACCAGCUGGGCACCGAGAUGAUCGUCACCAAGGCGGGCAGGCGCAUGUUCCCCACCUUCCAGGUGAAGAUCUUUGGAAUGGACCCCAUGGCUGAUUACAUGUUGUUAAUGGAUUUUGUACCCGUGGACGACAAAAGAUAUCGAUAUGCCUUCCACAGCUCCUCCUGGCUGGUGGCCGGCAAAGCUGACCCUGCUACUCCAGGGAGAGUUCAUUAUCACCCCGACUCUCCUGCUAAAGGAGCCCAGUGGAUGAAACAAAUAGUAUCCUUCGAUAAACUGAAGCUGACCAACAAUUUAUUGGAUGACAACGGGCACAUCAUUUUGAACUCCAUGCACAGAUACCAGCCCCGUUUUCAUGUGGUCUACGUGGACCCCAGGAAGGACAGCGAGAAGUAUGCGGAGGAGAACUUUAAAACAUUUGUGUUCGAGGAGACCCGCUUCACCGCCGUGACCGCCUAUCAGAAUCACAGGAUAACACAACUCAAGAUUGCCAGCAACCCCUUCGCUAAAGGAUUCAGAGACUGUGACCCAGAAGACUGGCCCAGGAAUCACAGACCAGGGGCCCUUCCUCUGAUGAGUGCUUUUGCCAGGUCCAGGAAUCCAGUAUCUUCCCCUGCACAUCAGAAUGGGACUGAGAAAGACGCUGCGGAGAGCCGACGGGAGUACGAGCGGGAAGCGGCCAGCGGGACCCCUCUCCACGCCGACCCCGCGCACCAGCAGCUCAUGUCGCGGGUGCUGAGCCCGGCCCUGCCCGUCCCCGGCGCGGGGGGUCUCGUCCAGCUGAGCAGCCCGCCCGGGAACCGGCCCAGCCCCCCGCACCACGAACUGCGGCUGGAGCCCCCCGCCUCGGAGCCCCUGCACCACCACCCCUACAAGUACCCGGCGGCGGCCUACGACCACUACCUGGGGGCGAAGAGCCGGCCCGCCCCCUACCCCCUACCCAGCAUCCGGGGCCACGGCUACCACCACCACCACCACCACCACCACAUGGGCCCGCCGGCGGCCAACGUGUACUCCUCGGCGGGCGCGCCGCCCAGCUAUGACUACGGGCCGCGGUAACCCGCCCGCCCCCUGCCCGCCCUGCCCUGCCCUGCCCUGCAUGGUGUGCGCCCCCCGGCCGCCCCGAGCGCCUACC